Molecule: messenger RNA, 841 nt
Organism: Condylostylus longicornis
Lineage: Eukaryota; Metazoa; Arthropoda; Insecta; Diptera; Dolichopodidae
Exons: 3
Coding region: 269-841 (190 amino acids)
Source: RefSeq, a predicted model, not a curated record
UGCAAGAAUGAUCCUGUCGAAAUAAUGUGACGAUUUUGAAGCUUUGUUGCUUUUAUUUAAAAGAAAAAAAAAGAAAAUACAUAAUUAUUAGAUAAAAUAUUCAUUGUGUCGUGAGUGCUUGGAGUGUUUAGAUUACUCAAAAUUUAAUUAAACAAAUAAAAAACUAUCAGAGCUAUUUUAAAGGUACCAGUAUUUUUUUUAAAUUUAAAAAAGUUUUUAUUUUAUUUGCGUUCGUGUAGUACAUUAUCGUACUAAUAUAUAAUAAAAAAUGAAUAAUUGUUCUCGUGGUAAAUUGCUGGUCGAUUUAGUGAAAAAAUAUAAGGAAGCAGAAAAAGUGGAGCAAAAUUUAAAUGCAAUUUCGGAAGAAAAUCAUAAUAUUAUGCAAGAAGUAGCAGCCUGCACAUCAUCACAGAAUCCAAUAAUCACAGAAUCAUCCAGUCAAAAUUAUGCUGAUUUUGACGAAAUUUCAAACGAUUUUAGCAGUGACGAUACUAUCAGAGAUAAAACAUGGCAGCCUGAAGACGAUCAAGAAGUCAACUUCACUUUAAACGAAACGAAUUUCAGUGCAGAAGAAAACAUUGAUCCUAACAAAAAUAGAGAACACGAGAAUGUAAGUGUAAUAAGUAGAAAUAAUGAUGGUACUGAGGAAAAUAACGAAAAUUGUGAGGGCGUUAAAAAAUCAAGGAAAAGAAAACGGAAUGUGGAAAAUUGGAGCCAAAAUAUAAGAAAAAGCAACAAAAAUUCGGGAAAAUCGUAUACAACAAUGAAAGGUAAAAUAAUACCUGAAAAAAAAGUCAGAAUAGCAUGUCCAGGCUCUUGCAAAGUGCAAUAUGUUGUUUGA